Lactuca saligna is the source of this 360-nucleotide messenger RNA. NCBI's taxonomy places the organism in Eukaryota, Viridiplantae, Streptophyta, Magnoliopsida, Asterales, Asteraceae. The record is from the annotation of a GenBank genome assembly.
AUGUAUGCUCAACGUAAACGGGGGUAUGGUGUUGUUGUGUCGUCCUCUUCUAGGGCUGAACUUGCUUCUUCUUCGGGUCUUGUUGUUACACCUGUUUUUCGGCGUCCUCGACCCUCUUCACGAAUACGUUCUGCUGGUGUUCUUCCGAAUUAUGUUGAUUUUGGUGAUUGUGAUUGUGUCUGUGAAUAUUGUGGUGCCUAUUUUUGGUUUGUUGAAAGGAGUCUGAAAUUGCCUGCAACUCAUCAUCCUAGAUAUGGUCAUUGUUGCAAGUCCGGUGAUAUUAUACUCCCUUAUCCUUCGUCGUUUCUGCAUGAAUAUGUUGCGCUUUUUCAUAGUGAUCGUUUUUUUGAGGGAAAUUAG